Strongylocentrotus purpuratus (purple sea urchin) is the source of this 1828-nucleotide messenger RNA. RefSeq names its product pancreatic triacylglycerol lipase. The coding region runs from base 33 to 1016 and encodes 327 amino acids. NCBI's taxonomy places the organism in Eukaryota, Metazoa, Echinodermata, Echinoidea, Camarodonta, Strongylocentrotidae. Gene Ontology annotation, biological process: lipid metabolic process. The record is from RefSeq and is a predicted model, not a curated record. The transcript has 6 exons. Gene Ontology annotation, molecular function: lipase activity.
GGUCAUCUAGCGUCUAUUCAUCAGCUACAAAAAUGGGGAGCCUUUCUUUAGCCGUCGUGUUUCUGGCUGCUGCCAUUAUUCAAGGGUGUCAAGCUGACUCCGUACAGUAUGAUGACCUUGACCGGUUAUACUACGGCGAUGGUGCUCCGGCAUGUCACCAUUUUAAACCAGAGAGCCCUGAUGCCAUCGUUAUAAGAUACUGGCUCUAUACAAAUAACAACAAGUACAGUCCACAGGAACUAGACAGAUACGACGCUAGCUCCAUCACUAAUUCCAACUUUCAGUCUAGUCGCGACACCAAGUUCAUCAUCCAUGGCUACACGGAUGAAUACACGUCAUCUUGGUUUCAAUCGAUGAAGAACGCCCUCGUUGAUAAGAACACGAAUGUGAUAAUGGUUGACUGGGAAGAAGGAGCGGCUCGUGUUAAUUACGCUCAGAGUAGAGCUAAUACUCGGGUAGUAGGUCAAGAUAUCGGUAAACUCAUCGAAGUGCUGAACAGCAAGGGAGCGUCUUAUAGCAGCAUGCACAUCAUCGGGCAUAGUCUAGGGGCCCAUACUGCCGGGUACGCUGGCGAGUCCAGGUCUGGCAUUGGACGACUAACUGGAUUGGAUCCAGCAGGAGCCGAGUUUACUGGAUAUGACAGCGAGUGUACCAUCGAUAAAUCAGAUGCCACCUUUGUCGAUAACAUACACACCGAUGGAGAGUUAACAGGAGCUGGACUUCUUGAUCAGCUAGGACAUCAGGAUUUCUACCCAAACGGAGGAGAAUCCCAGCCAGGAUGUGAGGGUACAAGCAUUACGGCAGCCUGCGAUCACAUGAGAGCUGUAUAUCUCUUUACAGAGAGUAUAUAUUCUAGUUGUAACUUCUCACCCACCAUGAAAUGUACUAAUUGGAGCAGCUACCCCAACUGCAACAGUUGUGGCACCUGUCCGGAGAUGGGUUACGGUGCCUUGCAGAGUAAGGGCGAAGGAGCCUACUAUCUCACGACAGAUGACGGAUCUCCAUACUGCAACUAGAGAACGUCCAUGAAGAUCACACUACAAAUAUCAAAUAAUAUCUCACAACGCAUAGAAAAUAGUAUAGCAAGACAUAUAUUAAAUACUUUCUUACGACAAAUAGCAUUCAGAGGCAUAAAUGGUAACUUGCCCUCGGGAAUGAUACUAUUUAUGCAUCCUCAUUAGCUCAUGGUUUUGGUGGACCCUCGAAAGGUAUUGAAUAUGUGUAUACCAGCUCAAGACAAAUAUAAUAUCCAUUCUGCAAGUAUAGCAGGUCCAUAAGCUUACUAUCUCACAAGAAAACUAGUAAAUACGCUAUCUCAACACAAUUAUAAAAUAUAAAUUAGGUAAGUAAAUCCGGAAUGAUAUAUCCAGAAGGUUGCAAUGCAUUAAUCACAAGCGCAUCGACAAUUUGUUUGAAUCUCACACUUCAUUCAUUUACAAAUAAAUUCACGAUAGAAGUGCGUAAAAUCUGUGAAAGCAAUGUCAGUAUCUGGAAAAGAGGACAAUGAAAAUGACCCUAAAUAGUAUAAAGAGAAGAGAUAAUAAUUCAUGUUAAAAACGUUUGAAAGUAAAAUAAAUUUGGGAAAGACAGAAAUAUUUGCCUACGCUUUAAGGUUUUGAUCACCUUUGAUAAUGAGGGAUUUUUAGAUGUAACAAAACAAAAAGAACAAAAGUUUCAGAAUAAAAAAAAUGAUAGCAAAAUCGAUAAUAAUAUUAAUAAUAAUAAUAAUAAUAACAAUAAUCAUGGUAACUCAAUAAUAAAUUAGUUGGUUGGUAUAAAGACGAAAAUAAAGCAAAUCUAUAGCUUUGUGAAAAACGGCAGGUCUUGA